AAAUGAAAGGAAGACGAAAGGAGAAAAUGAAAAAGAAAAUUAAAUAAAGAAAAAGGCGCAUUGAAGAAAGCGAUAAACAAUAUUGGCAAGGCAAUCAUCGCCAAUGUGCCAACCCAACAAAGACAUUGACCCGUACGUGUGUCUAUUAGCAUGAGGCGCAGCAACAGACGAGAGACUGUUCAUUCCUUGAAGAAAUGUAGAAAUAGUACUGCUCCGCCCGUACUUCAAUCCUCUACUUUUACUACUGGUCCCUGCGUCGUAAAGGAGGCAGCAGUAGCACAGUACCCCUCUUCACACCUACACACACAGAGCACGCUCUACAAGUGUACGUCUCCCCAAAUGCAACUUCAAUAUAUAUCUGCUGCUGAACAAGCAGCAGCAGGUUAUGUCCUUUCCUCCGGGUCACUUCAAGAUCACUAAAUAGUUAAUGAAACGUUAGGGUUAUGUUUAUAUAUGGUUCUUGCUUGUUUUAUUUGAUCUGAGAGAAAAAGUGUCUGUUAUAUAUAUAUAUAUAUAUAUAUAUAUAGAGAGAGAGAGAGAGAGAGAGAGAGAGGCACGGUGGCGGAGGAAGUGGUAUAAUAUAGGCGAGCGUCACAUUGCACGUUCUUUAGGUGGACCUCGGUACAACUUAUUCACUGUCAUGAACUGCCAACUCUUGAAUUUAUUUAUUUCUUUUUCUUUGAUUUUAUGGCUUAGACUACUGUGCUACUCUUAUUCUUUGAUUCUUAUUGCUUCUGACUCUUGAUUUCUUUUCGCCAUCUUUAUUAAGUAUAGAGAGAGAGAGAGAGAGAGAGAGAGAGAAUGAGAAAGCAAGUUAUGGGAAAGGAUAAGGUUACUUGUGAAGUUGAAGGGUCGAGCAAGAGCAAUGAUAUUCAUGUUCAGAACGGAAUCAACGACGUCGCCUUGCCUCCUAACGACUACCAUGAUGACUUGUACAAGGAACUGUGGCGGGCAUGUGCUGGUCCCCUUGUUUAUGUUCCCCGAGCAGGGGAGAAGGUUGUCUACUACCCUCAAGGUCACAUGGAACAGGUAGAGGCAUACAUGAACCAAGACGGUAAAAUGGAAAUGCCUGUCUACAAUUUACCUUCAAAGAUUUUCUGUAAGGUUAUCAACGUGCAACUAAAGGCUGAAGCUGGGACAGAUGAGGUGUUUGCCCAGAUAACUUUGCUGCCAGAGACAAAGCAAGACGUGCUAAGCUUAAAGGAGGAUGGGAACUCUCUGCCUUUGCCUCGCAAAGCUGAUUUACGAUCCUUUAGCAAGAAACUCACAUCAUCAGACACGAGUACCCACGGUGGAUUUUCUGUCCUGAAGAGACAUGCUGAGGAUUGCCUUCCGCCCAUGGAUAUGUCUGGAGAGCCCCCAGAACAGAUGCUUGUUGCAAAGGACAUGCAUGGUACUGAAUGGUCCUUUCGACAUGUUUUUCGGGGUCAGCCAAAGAGGCACUUGCUUACUACUGGUUGGAGCACAUUUGUGACUUCAAAAAAACUUCUUGCUGGGGAUGCUUUUAUCUUCCUUAGAGGAGAAAAUGGAGAACUUCGCAUAGGGCUCCGUCGUGCAAUGAAACUACAUAGCAAUGCAUCAACCAGUGUCAUAUCAGCCCACAGCAUGCAACAUGGUAUAUUGUCCAUGGCUUUCCAUGCCAUCACCACUGGAUCCAUCUUUACAGUUUAUUACCGUCCCUGGACAAAUCCCACAGAAUUUAUUAUUCCUUUUGAUCAGUACGUGGAGUCAGCUGAAUUAGAGUAUUCUGUUGGGACAAGGUUCGGAAUGCUGUUUGAAGUCGAAGAAUGUGCAGAACAGAGGAUUAAGAGAUCUGAAGGCACCAUUGUUGGCAAUGAAGAUGUUGAUCAUAUUCGAUGGCCCAAUUCUGAAUGGAGAAGUCUUAAGGCGAAGUGGGAUGCCACAUCAGAAGGAUUCGUGCAUCCAGAUAGAGUUUCUCCUUGGAUGAUUGUGCCAAUAGAACCCAUAAAGAAAUACGAUUCUCCUCUACACCCAUCAAAGAAGGUCCGUGCAUCAGAUGCAUCACUGACUGGGCUUCCUAGCACGGUCAGGGAUGGCUUAUGGCAUGGUCCAAUCGAGUAUGCAACCGCAAAUCACUUGGGGGUCUUGCAAGGUCAAGAAAAGAGGGACAUGGGUGUUAAUGGAUUAGGUGCACUUAAACCGCCAAUACUACCAUGGUUGAUUCCUGAAAAUCCCGAGUCAAACAACAAAAUGUUUGGAUUAGGGAAUCAGCUGUGCUUUUCGGCGCAUGGCCCGUUUCAUCCGUGUCCUAGUGGUACAAUAUUAUUUUCUGGUGGAAACAUAACAAGGUUGAGUCUUCCUAAUGGCUGUAGUCCUCCUCUUAUCUCUAAUGGAAUCCCUGAGAAUGCCAUAGGAAGCAGAAACCUGACAGUUCUGAAUGUCAAGUCCUGCAAUUCCGGGUCUCAAGACUGGAGAACUUUGGAACUGAAGGAUGCACAUGCUCCACCAAAUGGUGGUGGCAGGUACAUGCUUUUUGGGGUCGAUUUAGUUAAAAGUCUACCGGAGCUCCCUUCACCACAAGCUGCUACUUAUAGUGAUCAUGAAAGUCUAUAUUCCGUUCUCCCAAUAUCUCAAUCCAGCGUUGCAGAGCCAUCCAAGUGUACGUCCGCCACUAAUUCGGGAAGUCAAUGCAAGAACUGUUGUUCUUUCACCAAUCUGUCAUGCACUAAGGUGCUCAAACAUGGAUCUGCUGGAAGAUCAGUUGAUAUCACAAAAUUUGAUGGGUAUGAUAAACUGAUUCGUGAACUAGAUCAAAUGUUCGACUUCAAGGGAACCUUAAUUGAUGGGAGCAGUGGAUGGGAAGUAACAUAUGAUGACGAAGGGGACAUAAUGCUGGUUGGAGAUUGUCCAUGGAAGAAAUUCCAGCAGGUGGUCCGAAAGAUGUUUAUCCGCCAAAAGGUUGGCAAGCUAAAUCCAAGUUCACCAAAUUGAGUGCCUGUAUUACGCUUGCUCAAGUCAAUUUGUGUCGUCGGUAUCUUGUUCGUGUUCAAGCACUUAUAUAAACAACUGUGUGUGUGAGAGAGAGAAAGACUAACGCUAUUAUAUAUGUCUGUGAAAUUAUUGUGGUGCAGCUAAAUACGAAUGCAGGAAAUGCACUUCAAAUAAUGCUCAAUCCACCUAUGUAUUUGUAACUUUGAACCAUUGGAUGAAAAAUGUAAUUAGAACUUAAAAUUGCUACA
This is a messenger RNA of Ricinus communis (castor bean), 3200 nucleotides long. RefSeq names its product auxin response factor 4. Gene Ontology annotation, biological process: response to hormone; regulation of DNA-templated transcription. Gene Ontology annotation, molecular function: protein binding; DNA binding. NCBI's taxonomy places the organism in Eukaryota, Viridiplantae, Streptophyta, Magnoliopsida, Malpighiales, Euphorbiaceae. Gene Ontology annotation, cellular component: nucleus. The record is from RefSeq and is a predicted model, not a curated record.